UGAUCUCAUCACAGAUACAGGCAGUGGGCUUUCCACGGUGAAAAGCCCUGGCAUAGCGUGCCUAACAGAGAGUUCCUGGCAUAGUGUGCACAGAGUGAUAGACAGGAUAUCGUUUUAUACACUUUUAGACAACCCGCCCCUAACUAAACCUGAGUAGACAGAAACACCUUAAUCGCAUAUUUGUUCUACAGGUUCAAGAGCCCAACUAAAGUUGUUCAGUCAUGUCCCUGGUUGCUUACACGUCAGCUGUUACUCUCCUAUCAGUCAUAAAAGGACUAAGGUCCACUCUUUAGUGUACAGGUGUUUAGUUUAAUCUGUGUCAUGUUCUUUUCCAUCUUAAUAUAUGGGUGUAUCCUAGGUCAGUGACAGUUCAUCUAAGGUAACCAUUCAGUCCUUAGUCAGUGAUAGUUCAUUUAAGAAUAAUCAGACAGUUUAGCUUAUAGUUUCAUACAGUUUUCGGCCACAACACCGGUCACAGGUCGCUAUGGCAUCGGUUGCUAAGUUACCUGGGGACUUGGUCCGGUGGCGUCGCUCCCUGGACCUGCUGCUAUGGCGACGGUGGUUUUUACUGCAGCCAAGACAGCGAAAACGAAACCAAGCCACGCACUCAAUGCAACUCAGCAGUCAGACAUUCUAACACCAGCAAGAUAUCGAAACAGACAACUGCGUAACUAUGAGCACUCCUGAGACAGCCUUGAAAUUGAAACUGGAAAAGCUGGAAUGCCACUUCACGUGGGGAAUAACCUGCAGCAUCUCAAAACUGAGUAGUCUCAGAGAUCACCUGGAAGACAUCAAGACUGACGAGGGGUACACCUGGCUGGGUCACAUCUACAACCUCCUGGGUUUCAUACGCUACAGACAGGGCUGUACCGAUUCUGCCGUCCAGUAUCUCAGGAAGGCAGGGGAGACCUUUCUCCAAAUCAACAACACGGUCUCAGAGGAGGGCCCAUGGCUGUUGGUCAACUAUGGAAACCUAGCCUGGAUGAACUUCCAUCUGAACAACAUGAAGGCGAGUCAGGACUACCUGGAGAAGGUGGAGGCUGUGAUGAGGGAUCACCCCUCUCCGUCCCAGGAGGAUCCACUGCACCCCGAGGUGUACGCAGAGAAAGCCUGGACUCUCAUGAAGUUUGGUGAGGCCGAAAUGGCAAAUGCAAUAGAAUGCUUCCAGAAGGCAAUUGCAAUGGAACCUGAUAGAAAGGACUGGCAGACAAGCCUCGUUUUAGCCCUCAACAUAGCUCACGCCAGAUGCACUCCAGAGAUGGAGUCUGAGAUUUUGGAGAAACUUAGAAGGGCUAAGGAAGUUGAUCAGGAGAAUACAUACCUUGCUAGCGUUUACUUACUAAGACUGGUUAAGAGUCAGAAAGUCAGUCCGGAUGAGAUACGAGCGCUAGCUGUGAGGAUUUUGAGUAGGCCUGCCGGGGCUUAUAGCGGUCUUAGACCCUUACUAAGAGUCUACAGAAUUUGCUUAACACAGGACGAAGCUAUAGACCUGGUACAGGAGGCCCUUGACAGAUAUCCAGAUGAUCGCUACUUGAAAGCCAGGCUAGCGACAUCUUACAGGUGGAAAGUCCUUUCAAAGGAUGACAUCCAUUGUAGUAAGAGUGUCAUCGACAGAGGCAUCAGUCUGUUCCAGGAAGUGAUCGCUCUUUACCCAGAAUCCUGCCUGAAGGCCAAGUUGGACCUUGCCUCUAUCUAUGCUGAGUCAAGACGUGAUGGAGCAGAUGAGAUAUACAAGGAGUUACUGGACAGACGUGACCUAGGGCCUGCUGAGUUACAAAUGCUGCACUUCGCCUAUGCCCAGUACCUGCAUUAUCAUGUCCAUAGCCAAGUCAGAUCUAUAGAUCAUCACAUGCAGGUUAUAGAAAUACAAAAGCAAAGCAGAUAUCGGAGCAAGAGUGUCACGAUUUUGAAGCGAAUUGUGGAACGAGGACGAAACUACAGGUGUGCAGAAAUACGAGACUUUUUGGAUAAAAAUUAUGACCCUCUGUGAGGGAUGAGAAGGUCUCAGAGAACUGUACUCAUGUGACAGGUUAAAGGAAAUACUCAUAGCCUGUUAUACACUAAAGGGUAUUAGUAAGUUCAUAGUAUGUGAGUAUCUUAAAAUAUCUAAGGUUAAAAAGAUUGUGCAUUCAGUAAUAGUUCAUAGGGAUUGAUAACAUUCAUAUGUGUUAAAAAGUUCAAAUCUGUUACACGUACAAAGGGUAAAAAUUGUAAGAGGAAUGUGUAAACGUUAUAUUGAUUACUUUAUUUUGUGGUGCCAACUUUAGGGGUAAAAGUGUUAAUCUGUGAUCUACUAAAUGCUACUAAACUUAAUCUAUCGAGGGUCAGAUGGCUGAGUGGUUAGGUAAUCGGGCUAGCAAUCAGAAGGUUGCUGGAUCGAUUCCUGGCCAUGUCAAAUGACGUUGUGUCCUUGGGCAAGGCACUUCACCCUACUUGCGUCGGGGAGAAUGUCCCUGUACUUACUGUAGGUCACUCUGGAUAAGAGCAUCUGCUAAAAUGACUAAAUGUAAUCUAUGAUCCUGAGAUUGAUUGCUUUGGUCUCCACCCACAAAAGUUCAGUGAGGAAACAUAACAGUAUCACUCUCGUGAUCAUUUCUCCCCUUUUUCAGGGGCGUAACACUCACCUACAAUAAUUUUCAAGACCACUAUUCAGACAGAUGUUUCAUUUGACCAGUGAUCUUCAUUAUUAUCUUCCAUAAAAAAAAGUUAAUUUGUGUAUUUCUGAUGAUUAAAAACAUAACUAGGGAGUCAGAUGGCUGAGCGGUGAGGGAGUCGGGCUAGUAAUCUGAAGGUUGCCAGUUCGAUUCCCGGCCGUGUCAAUUGACGUUGUGUCCUUGGGCAAGGCACUUCACCCUAGUUGCUUCGGGGGGAAUGUCCCUGUACUUACUGUACGUCGCUCUGGAUAAGAGCGUCUGCUAAAUGACUUAAAAAUGUAAAAAAUGUAAAAUAACUGAGACCAAUAAUGACAUGUUCUAAUUAUUUACAACGGGGUGAAUUCUUUAUUUGUAUAAAUGUGAUAUUGACAAACCUUAGUGCCAACAUUCAUACCAGUUACAUGUUUAACCCCACCAAACAAAACAUGGCAAUGCUCAUGUGUAGAAGUGUAGGUCCAGAAUCUAGGUGUCCAUGGCAACCUCUUAACCUCCACUAGUCUUCUAAAUGCUUUAAUUGCAGCACUGUGGUAGACAGUAUGGAGCUGUAUGACAGUUUUUUCUGCAAUAUUGUUUGGAUGGAUGGUUCUGAAAUAACCAACAAAUUGAAAAAUUUAACAAUUAACUUAGCAUAAGACAUGCAUGACACAACCAGGCUUGCAAAGGUAAAAAAAAAAGCCUUUAAAAAAUGUGUUAUACAAAACUAAACAAAUAAAAAAUUUCCUC
This is a messenger RNA of Osmerus eperlanus (European smelt), 3377 nucleotides long. Its product is annotated as interferon-induced protein with tetratricopeptide repeats 5-like. Lineage: Eukaryota; Metazoa; Chordata; Actinopteri; Osmeriformes; Osmeridae. The record is from RefSeq and is a predicted model, not a curated record. The transcript has 3 exons. Gene Ontology annotation, cellular component: cytosol. Gene Ontology annotation, biological process: defense response to virus. The coding region runs from base 674 to 1990 and encodes 438 amino acids. Gene Ontology annotation, molecular function: protein binding.